Molecule: messenger RNA, 3728 nt
Organism: Eupeodes corollae
Lineage: Eukaryota; Metazoa; Arthropoda; Insecta; Diptera; Syrphidae
Gene: Strump
Product: WASH complex subunit homolog 5
Exons: 7
Coding region: 89-3583 (1164 amino acids)
Biological process (GO): endosome organization; regulation of actin nucleation; actin filament polymerization
Cellular component (GO): WASH complex; endosome
Source: RefSeq, a predicted model, not a curated record
UGCUAUUUAUCAGAAAUUUGUUUAUUUACAAAAAGUUUUGUAUUUAGUUUUAUCACUUCAUAGUUUAAUUUUCUGCUCAUUGGUAAAAAUGACCGAAUUCUUAGCCGAAAAUAAUCUAUGUGGACAAAACCUGCUCCGAAUUGUGUCCAUGGGCAAUUCCAUCAUAGCCGAGAUCCUAAGACUGAAAGAUUACAUUCCCGAUGUUUUUAAAUUGGAAUCUAAAGCAGACCAACAAAAGUACGCAGAUAUUAUUUUAGAUUUUAGUUACCUACGAAUCGCCGAAGCUCAGGACAAGAAAAUCGAAAAUAAUCCAGCCCUUCAAGAUCUUGAUGAUGAAUUCCGAGAUAACUACAUUGAACUUCUGACCCGAUUCUAUUUGGCGUUCGAAAGCACGCAUCAAUAUGCCUCCGAUUUGAAGCAUUUCGUAGAAGAACUAAAUCGAGGCUACUACAUUCAACAAACAGUUGAAUCAGUGUUGCAAGAUGAAGAAGGGAAGCAACUUAUGUGUGAAUCGUUGUACCUCUUCGGUGUGAUCCUCCUUGUUCUCGAUCUCCAUAUACCUGGGGUAAUCAGGGAACGCCUCCUCAUCUCCUACUAUCGGUACAGUGCUGCUAGAAAUCACGGCGAUAGCAACAUCGACGAUGUCUGCACACUUCUCAGGUCCACUGGAUUCUCCACUCAACCCAACGCCAAGCCUGUCCCAAACUAUCCCGAAAGCUUCUUUAGUCGUUUCACUUUUGAUCAAACCUUUGUGGACAUGGUUGUCGGCCGUCUCCGUUCCGAUGAUAUCUAUAACCAAAUCUCUACAUAUCCCCACCCGGAUCAUCGCUCCACAGCCCUCUCCAACCAAGCUGGAAUGCUAUUUGUCUGCCUCUAUUUCUCUCCGAAAAUUAUCCAUAACCAGGUUGCCCAAAUGCGGGAAAUCACUGACAAAUUCUUCUCCGACAAUUGGGUUGUCCCUGUGUAUAUGGGAAUCACGGUGAAUCUGGUCGAUGCCUGGGAGCAUUUCAAAGCAGCCAAAGCGGCCUUAAGCCCCGUUGUCGAGACAAACUCUGUGAAGGGCUUCUGUUUGCUUCACAAGGAGAAACUAAAGAAGGUCUAUUUGCAAACCUUCGAGAUCCUCAAAGUCGGUGUCCUCACAGAGAGCUUCACUCUUCAAACCCAAACCAGGAUCAUCGCUCUGAUCCGAGACUGCAACGUCGUGUUGCGUUGGUUUAUUCUGCACACCAGUUCGCCAAUACUCGAAUUCUCAUCUGGCAAACGCCACAAACAGAUCUGUGAGCUUGUCCAGACUGAGAGUGACUUCAAACACUCCAAGAUCUUCCAGUUGCUCUUGAACUGCAGUAAUUUGGAACUCAUUGUCAAAGAAAUUCUAAAAGACCUCAUCAAUGAGAAGGAGAAGCGAUGGGAAAAUUUCCGCAAGGAAGCUCUUGAUCGGGUCAAUGAAUUGAGUGAGGCAUUCUCAGGAAGUCGUCCGCUAUCGAAAAUCGAGAAGAAUCCAUCUUUGAAGCAGUGGUUUGCUGAUAUUGGCGAGAAGGUGAAGAAUUUAAACAUCAACAACCCCAACAUGUCGGGGAGGAUGAUAAUUCAAAUCAUCCAAGCUCUCGAGGAUGUCCAAGAGUUCCAUAAUCUUCAAUCGAACAUGCAAAUCAAACAAUAUCUCCAUGAGACUCGAGAGUUCCUCACGAGUAUGAUUCAAGUCAUCAACAUUAAGGAAGAUGUUCUGAUCAACAUCCAGCUGAUCAGUGAUCUGAGCUAUGCCUGGAGGACAAUCGACUCAGAGUACACUUCAAUCAUGCAGGAGAGCAUCAAGAAACAACCAAAGUUGGUGAUUAAGCUUAGGGCAACCUUUCUCAAGCUAGCCAGUGCUCUCGAAAUUCCCCUUCUGAGGAUAAACCAGGCUAAGAGUGAAGAUCUUGUAUCAGUCUCGAAGUACUACAGCACCGAGUUGGCCAAUUAUAUUCGCAAGGUUGUCCAAAUUAUACCCGAGACUAUGUUCAGUAUCUUGGCAGAGAUUAUCCAGAUGCAGACGUCGGUAAUCAAGGAGAUUCCAACUCGAUUGGAUAAGGACAAGCUGAAAGAGUAUGCGCAGUAUGAGGAGCGUCAAGCAGUGUCGAAAUUGACCUUCUCCGUUGCCACUUUUACCGAGGGAAUUCUUAUGAUGAAGAAGACCCUCGUGGGAGUCAUAGAACUAGACCCGAAGAAGCUGCUCGAGGAUGGAAUCCGAAAGGAACUUGUGAAGAAUUUGGCAAACGCCUUGAAUGCUGGACUCAUCUUUGGUCCAAAGGGCAAGACCAGUGACUUGGAGGAUAAACUAUUCCAGCUCUCAAAGAUCAUGGAUGGUUAUCGGAGAUCAUUCGAGUACAUCCAGGAUUAUUUAAACAUCCAUGGGCUCAAGAUUCUCCAACAGGAAAUGUCACGGAUCAUAAACUAUAACGUCGAGAGGGAGUGUAAUGCGUUUCUGAGGAGCAAAGUCCUCGACUGGCAGUCGUCAUAUCAAAGUACCACCAUUCCAAUACCCAACUUCCCCCCAGCCCCGGGUGACACAGCUUCGAAUAAUUUCAUUGGCCGCCUGGCUCGGGAAAUCCUCCAAACCACCGACCCCAAAUCAACGAUAUAUCUGGACUUGAAGGCAACGUGGUACGACAAAAAGACCCACAAAGAAAUCCUCGACUCGAGGUUCUUCAUCAAAGUCAGUGAGGCAAUCGGACCAGCUGGCCUGGUGGGUCUGGACAAACUGUAUUCCUACAUGUUCAUAUCGGAUCUGCAGAAAAAUCUCGAGAAAAUGCAGACAAAUAUCGCCACUGACAAAAUGUGGGUAGAGGCGCUGGCCUCCCUGACCAAAGAACUCGACGAUAAGAUGUUUGUCAAGAAUCCCACAAAGUUCUAUGCUAAUUACACAACACGAUGGAUGAAAGUCUGGCCAACUAUUCUCGAAUGGUUGCUUCAAAUUGGCCAUAAACAAAUUCUAAGACAGCAGAUUGCAUAUGAAUUGAACAAGAGUUGCAAAUUCAACUCGAAGAAUCUGGAAGCUUCCCUGGACGCCCUCAAUCAAUCCCUUCUCAUCGAUCUUCAAGAAUCACAACAGAUCGACGGUAAAUCGAAACCGGAAAAAGAGAUACUCGCGGAGCUGAAUGCGUAUUUGAUAUUCAGUGGAAACUACGAUCCAAUGCAGCAGGUUUUCGUCCUGACCAAGAACUCCCACAACAUUUCACUGUUCCUCUUCAUGUUCACCAUUUCGUAUUCGAUGAAAUUUCAAUUCUCGAAAAACCUCAACAUGCUGAUGGCUAAGAGCGCGAAGGAACACAUCGAUGGCGUGGCAAUGAUAAUUGGCAUCCAGACUGUUCUGAAUCAGUUCCAUCGGGAUGUGCUCUAUUUGUACAUUGAAUACUUGUGUCAGUAUGUGACUUCUUUGGUCGAAGCUAAUUUGAGUGCGAAGCAGGAAAUCGGAUUGGAAUGUAGCACAACGAUUCAUUAUCUAGAAGAAUUCAUACGAAUUGGGAAACUGCCGCGGAGUUUGUUGGAGGAACAUGUGCCGCUAAUUGUCUUGAAUCAGUUUGAGUAUCUAUCGAGCAAUAAAUGAGGAAAAAUGGAUACACUGAGAGAAAAACAUUGAACAAAUUUUUUUAUUAUACAUAAACAAAACAUUUAUUGUUAUUAUACUGAAAGUUUCAUGCACCAAAAUAAACAUUAUUGUGAUUAAUUUUCAUAGAAAUUUACCCUAAAUU